UUAUAUUUUAGUUUAUUUGACGAAUGCAUAGAUAAGUAUGAUGUUUAUAAAGUGGAAACGAUUGGAGAUGCUUAUAUGGUGGCAAGUGGUGUACCGACACAUAAUGGAGGAAAUCAUGCACCGGAAAUAGCAUUAAUGGCAUUAAGAAUCCGACAGGAAGUCAGUGGGUAUACUAUACCACACAUGCCGGGUAGAACUCUGCAGAUAAGGAUUGGAGUACAUUCAGGACCAUGUGUUGCUGGAGUAGUUGGUACUAAAAUGCCAAGAUAUUGUUUGUUUGGAGACACAGUCAAUACAGCAUCCAGAAUGGAGUCUAGUGGCAUGGGUGGAAGAAUACACAUAAGCAGUGUCACACAAGCUAUGUUAAACGAUCAUGGGAAUUAUGUAACUGAGUUUAGAGGUAUCAUUGAUGUAAAGUCCUCUGUUGUAAAGUUAAAGUCUAUAACAGGGCCUGUGUAG
Molecule: messenger RNA, 459 nt
Organism: Mytilus californianus (California mussel)
Lineage: Eukaryota; Metazoa; Mollusca; Bivalvia; Mytilida; Mytilidae
Product: atrial natriuretic peptide receptor 2-like
Exons: 4
Biological process (GO): receptor guanylyl cyclase signaling pathway; intracellular signal transduction; cGMP biosynthetic process
Molecular function (GO): peptide receptor activity; guanylate cyclase activity
Source: RefSeq, a predicted model, not a curated record